GAUUUUUUUUUUUUUAAAUGUACAUUUGCUUCAUUCAUUUCUACUUGUCUUGCUACUGAAAUACAGUAUAUGAUUCUACAUACUAACAUCAACCCUAUGAUAAAGCAAACAUAAAAAGAAAGGCUAUUUUCUUUUCCUGGGAAAAUAACCUUGAGAACUUGAAAAAGAAGUAAAAACUAAUAUAUUUUUUGAAAACUAAAUUUUACUAACAGAAUCACUCCAUUAGAAACUUCAGUUACUUCAUUUUUGUCUUUUAAACUGAACUUCUAAUUUAAAGGAAACUUUGUAUUCACUGUUCUCAUUUUUCACCACAGUUUUCCCCUAUAAUUAGUCCAUCCUUACUCAGUCCAGUGAAUAACAUCAUAAACUGGCCUACUCUGAACCACACCCUACUGACCACAGCAACUGUCUCACCACAUUGUUUCCCUCUGUUAACAUAUACUUUUGAAGUUACUUCAUUGGGAGAGGGAAUGAAAAGACUAUUUAAUAGUUUUCUUUAUAAAAAAUAUAGUAAAAUGUGAUUGCUAUGUAAGUGUUAGUAGUGGGCUUAAUUUCUUAUGUGUAUUGCUUUUUUCAGUUAUCCCACAUCAUUUUAAUAUUUCCUGUUGACUUGAAAUGCCAUAUUAAUUUAUCAUAAAGUAAAUCCUCAAAGAAUUUCUUUUUAAUCUUCAGGCCUAAAUUUUUGGAUUUGGAAUGUAAUAAUUUAUUCCCUCCUAGGAAAAUCAGUGUUCAACUUAAAUGGGCAAUGUAUGUCAAACUUAUUUUUGGUGAAAACAGUAAAUUUUCUGUGUUUUUUGACAUAAGAUCCUGGUCUUAAAAAUCUCAUUAUCCAAAUCUGUUUAAUUCUUCAGUUUGGGUGAUGAAUUGCAAUGUGAGGGGUUACUGCCUUGCUUGAAUCUAUUUGGCUCCCCAAUUUUGAAUAGAAAAUAGAAAGAUAGUAAAGGAAAUAUUCAGAAUUUUACUCAAGUAUAUUUGGUUCUUGAGUUUAAAAUUGUGAGAUUUUUUUGGACAUCAGGAAUUUGGAUAACAGGAUACUUAUAUUCUCAAAGGGUAUUACAUGAAAUGCUACCUGUUACAGUAGGUUCUCUUUUGAUUAUAGAGAAAUCUCUCUCACAUUGGCUCAGGAAAUAGAAAGGAAUUAAUUGGCAUACUUACUAAGGAAGUUUACUGGUUGAAUUUAUUUAAACUACUACUGAAUUCAUUGGCCCAAAUAUAUUCUUUGCCUUACUUUCAUUUUCUUUUAUUAUAGAGAAGCUUCUAUGCAUUGAGGAUAGAUGGAUGACAUCAUCUCUAGCCUUAUCUCUCUAGCUUACUAGCCCUAGUGGAAAAAUGCUGCUUUCCCAAUAGUUGCAGGAGAAGUUCUAGUACAGAAUUUUAGUGACUACCCACUGUGGCUGGGCAAAACAAAAUAAAGUGAUUGGCUCAGCCUGGGUCACAGCUAAUUUCCCCUAUCUGGAGGAUGAGAUCAGUCCAUUCAAACUGUUGAAAGACUUUAAACUAUGUCGUUUGACUAGGAAAGAGAGAUAGUCUUUUGAAGGAAAAUAGUACUUUUACUAGAAGGUUACUUACUGAGCAGGCUAACCUGAUAUACCUAUGCUGUUGUGUCAUAUGAUAAUUAAUUUCUACCAUCACUUUUCUUCAGUUGAAGCCUAUGAAAUGUAUCCUCAUUCAUUACCAAUCUAGUUUUUACCUGGCAUUCAUCUACUGUUAGUAAAACUUGGGCCCCAGUAUCUUAUCAGUAAUGAAGAUCAACUGAUAGGCACUCUUGUCACAUCUCACAAUCUGUUUCUCCUCUCAUUUUGUUUCUUUUUUAUUCUUUCAGUAAAAGAAAUAGUCUUUUUUUCUGAGAAGCAUCUAUCAACCUUAAUUUUUUUUAAAUAUUUAUUUUUAGUUGUACACAAUAACUUUGUUUAUUAAUUUUUAUGUGGUGCUGAGGAUUGAACCCAGGGCCUUGUACUUGCUAGCCAAGCGCUCUACUGCUGAGUUACAACCUAGCCCCUUGAUCUAAAUCUUAUUUAAUCUUAGUUACCAGAGAUCAUUGACUCGUCAGUUAGACCUUUUUCUUCAGUUUUCAAUUUUUGCUUCUCUACUUGUUCCUGUGUGUGAUCUUUCAUUUUGUUCCUAAGCCUUACUAAUAAAUAUUUCACUAAAACUGCUUCUCCUCCUUUUCUGGAUAGCAAACUGCUUCUCUUCCUUUUCCUACCUCUUUCCAAGGCUACAGUGGUAUCUGGAGACCUUUGUCUCAGGCCUGAACCUUGAAUAAUGGUAUAUAAGGGCCAAAAGGGAUUUAUGGGAUAGUCAGCUCAACUUUUUUUUUUUUCCUAUUUUGUUUGAUAUUUCAAUUAUACCAACUUUCUUUUGGCUAGUUUUUACAUGGUAUAUUUCCUCAUCUAGAUUUUUCUGUCUUGUGCUAUAUAUGUGUGUCUAUUGGCAGUGGCAUAGCUGGAUUUCAAAAAUUUGGUCUGAUAAUCUUUGUCUUUUAACAGGAACAUUUGCAUUUAAUAUAAUUAUGGAUACAUUUAGUUAUUAAAAAUAUUUGUUUUAUAUUGUUUCAUCUGUUGUAACCCCCUUUCUUGCUUUCUUUUGAAUUAUUUUUACUUAAUUGUUUUCACUCUGUUGUAAAUUAUUAUUAUUGUUGUUAUUAUUAUUAUUAUUAUUAUUUUAGUUAAGUGGCUAUCCUAGCAGAGGGGCUGGCAAAUUUUUUCUGUCAAGAGCCAUAUAGUAAAAUUUUUAGCUUUGUAGACCAUAUGGUCUCUCUCCAAACUACUCAAUUUUGCCAUUGUAAAUGCAAAAUCAUCCAUAGAUAAUAGGUAAAGGGAUGAAUUACAGAAGGAAGAAUAGAUAAAGUCAUCUAGGUAGAAAAAUGCGUAGUUUCAGCUAGACUCUUGGAGAGUAUUUUAACUUUCAAAAUGAGUAGUGGAUAAAGAGUUAAAAAAGUAAAUCAGAGAAAGCCAAUUAGGAAGAUUACAUGAAAAAUAAUCUUCAUGUGAGAGCAGUUCAAGAAUCAGAAGUUGACUGCCUUUAGACAUAUGCUAUGUUGUGUGAAGAUGAAUAAAAGGCCUCUGAAUUUAGCAUCUCUUUGAUAAUUGGUGACUAUUUCAAAGAGUAUUGAGAAGGGGAGCAGAGUGUGGGUUCUUAAAUACUUGGAAAUAUAGUCAUUCCCAUGUUCUGUUCUCUGGACUAUGAAUAACAGAGUUGCCUAGAUUUCCCUUGGAAAUGUAUAUUUUUUAAAAAGUUCCCCAGAUGAUGCUAAUAAAUGCUUAAGUUUGGAAAUUACAAAUAUAGAUUUUUUUUCAAGCAGCUUGAGAUAAAUAUGGAUUUGUGAGUUAUAUUUUUAGGCAAAUUCAGACACAAAGCCAUGACUUAAAAUAAUAACAAAAGAAAAUCAUAUUGACAUAAGUGGGAAUAGAAGAUUAUGCUGUGGCUGUAGCUGGAAACCUGCAGUUAAAGCAGCUGAAGAGGUUUUAGCUUCUUAGAGGUAAUGGGGAGAUGUAAUUGAAGUGGGUUUAUUGUUCAAAAUCACAGCUUAGGAUAGCGCUCCUCUGUUGAGAAAGAAGGUUCUGAGUUUAGUUUUAGGGUUGUCAUAUUAUAUAACCUUAGGAAUCAGAUUGUAGUCAUUUAGUGCAUUUCCUGAAGUAAUAGAGUCCAGCCUUCCUGCUGUAAGGAGUACUUUGCUUCCGUGAAGCCUUAUUCUUAGGGAUUCAGGAGAACAAAAACAUAGCAGAGCAGACUCUCCUGAUUCUACUUAAAUAACUUUUAAAAAUAUUUUUUUUUGGGAUAAUUGGGGAACAUUUAAUAUUGAUUAAUAUUAAAAAUCAUUAAUUUUAAGCUAGAUGCAGCGGCACCUGCCUGUAAUCUCAUCUGCUUGGGAGGCUGAGACAGGAGGAUUAUGGGUUCACAGUCCCCUGGACAACAUAGUGAGACCCUGUCUCAAAAAAAAAAAAAAAAGUUUUUAAAGGUUCAAUUAUGGUAGUGUCAUUGAUUGAAACAAAAUAGUAAGUGGAUUCUCAGUGUUUGUAUGAAAAAUGAAAGUUUCAUCUGAAGUAUACCUCCAAAUAUAAAUUCUCAAACAUAAGAGACCAUCUCUAGUGCUAACAAAGAUACAAAAAUCAGCAAUCAGAAGAGCAAUUCAGUCUGGAUGAUAUUAAAAUGUUAGUCCUAAAAAUAUUAAGUUUUAUAUUUAGAAUUUUAAAAAAUGAGUGAGAGUAAUAGCCCUUAUAUUAAAACAGUUGUGAAAUUUAAGUAGGUAGAGAAAAGAUCAGGUGGAUAUGAAAAUGACAAAUUUUAGAAGCGAAAGAAAUCUGCAGUUAAAGCAGCUGGAGAACACCAACAACAUAGUGUUCAUGAGUGGGAAAAGUCAAUAAUGUUCUUUCCAAUAUUAAUCUAUAAAAAUGCAAUUUCAAAAUGUCAAAAUAUAUUUUUCAUGGGAGUAAACGUACUUAUGUUGAAAUUAUUAUGGUAAAUAGCCAAAGUGAAAAACACCAAAUUUUGGAGAUAUGUUCUUCAUAUAUGAGAAUUUAUUAUAGAAUUGUGAUAAUUAAGAUGGGCUCAGGGAUAGACAAAUACAGCUGUGGAACAGAAUAUAAAACCCAGAACACAUUGUUAGGUAUAUGGAAUUUGCUACCUGGCAAAGGUGGCAUUAUAUAUCAGUGCACAGAGAGCUGAGUAUUAGGUGCUGGUUAAUUGUUAAUUUGAGUUGGAGUGAAAUAAUUAAGAGCCCUGUCUUACAAUAGCUUGAAAAUAGAUUAUGUGAAUUAAAGACCUAAGAAAAAAAACCCAAAAAAACAGAAAACCUAGGCCUUUUGUAAGAAAAUAUAAGAUAACUUUAUGUCCUCAGCAUAAAGAAGUAUUUAAAGAAAAACUACCAGGAGAUGAUAAACUUUAGAGCCAGACUGCCUGCUUUUAAGUCUUUAUCAUAUUCUAGUUAUGAUUUUGGGUAAGUUCUAUAAUCUUUCUGCAUUUGUUCUAUCAUUUGUAAAGUGAGGAUGACAGUAAUAAAAACAGUAAAGGAAGAAUUGUAAAGAUUUAUGUGAAGUUAAAUGACUAGUGAAAACAAGCAUGCAUUAAGAAUGAAAUACAACCGUUUUUUCCCCAUUGUUUACUAAAAAACAACCUGGAUGCAGAGUUGCAUUUGUAAUCUCAUCUAUUUGGGAGGUUGAUGAAACAACUUUGAGGUUGAGGCCACCUUAGGCCUUUUAGACUCCUGUCUCAAAAAAUUGUGGGUGUUUCCAGUUUGGGAUCAAGGUCUGGGGUGGGGGUGACAGGCACCAUGUCCAGCCGUGAAUGUAGCAAGAAGAAGCCCCUGAAACAGCCUAAGAAGCAGUCCAAGGAGAUGGAUGAGGAAGAAAAGGCUUUUAAACAGAAACAAAAACAGGAGCAGAAGAAACUUGAGGAGCUAAAAGUGAAGGCCGCUGGGAAGGGCCCCUUGGCCACAGGUGGAAUUAAGAAAUCUGGCAAAAAGUAACUCGUUUCUUGUGCCUGAAAUGAUGGUGACCAUUAAUUCCAUUCCUAUGAAACACCAGUACCCCCACUGUAAUAUCUUUUGCCACCUAUAGCUACAAUGAAGUGUUGUGUGGAGUCUGUUGUAAAUUUAAGAAUAAACUUUUGUAAAAAAAAAAAAAUUGUGGGUGUAACUAAAUGAUAUUCUGUUUGCCUACCCUGAGCAAGGCCUUAGGUUCAAUUUCCAGCACCACAAGGCUGGGGCGGAUGGGUGGAGAGAGAAAAGAUAUAAAAAGGACAAGCUAUAAGGGAUCAAUAAAUUUUCUCUUUAAAAGUAAAAACUUCUAGGGGCUGGGAUUGUGGCUCAGUGGUAGAGCGCUCACCUCACAUGUGUGAGGCCCUGGGUUUGAUCCUCAGCACCACAUAAAAAUACAUAACAACUGAAAAAUAAAUAAAAUAAAAAAUAUUAAAAAAGUAAAAACUUCUCUAUAACAAAAUGUGUUGUAAAUAAAAGAGGUAAGUCCCUGGUUGAUAGGAGAUUUUGCCACACAAUCAACUGAAAGCUGAUUAAAAUACUAAAAAAAUAAUAUAUGAAAAACUCAUUUAAACUGAUAAGGAGACGACAACUUAUUAAAAAAGGAGAUCAAAAUGAAUGAGCAACUUAGCCCAAAUGGCAAAUGAGAUGAUUAGAGUUGCCAAUCCUCACUAAUAAUCAAGGAGAUGCAAAUUAAAGAAUAAUCUUUUUGUACUUUAGAUUGGCAGAAACUCAAUAUUCUGACAAUACUGACUUUUAGUAAGGAAACGGAAAAGUCUGAACUCUGCUACAUUUGUUUGAAAUGGACAUUUGAGUAACCAUUUGGAAAGCAUUUUGUUAAUAUCUGGCAAAGUUAAGAAACUCCAAAUGCAGUAAUUUUACUCUUAAUUAUAAAGAGAAAAAUCUAGCAAAUAAACAUGAGGAGACAUGUGUGAGAAUUGCAGCAUUGUUUUCAUAGUGUAAUGUUGGAACCAUCAUAAUAUUCACUAGGAGGGCAGUGAGUGAAUUGAUUAACUGUGGUAGAAUCAUGAAAUGGGAUGUUAUUUAGCCAUUAUUGAAGUUUACAUCUGUUAAUAGGCAAAAUGAUAUUAAACUAAAGUGAAAAGUAGACUAUACUGUGAUAAUAUUUCUUAGAGAUUAAAAACAAAACAGUAUUAUAUAUAAAUUAUGGAGACUCACAGGUAAUACAAAUACAAAAACAUAGAAUAAUAACAACUUCUGGGUAGUGGUCAUAUCAUAAAGCAAAUGAGGGAACUUUAACUGUUUUUAAUACAUGUGUUUAUAAAAAUGAGUGAGCAUAGCAGUUUUCAAACUUGUUGAAUUUGAGCAGUAGAUAUAUGGUUGCUUUUUAUAUGUUCCAUAAUCUGUAUAUUUGAAAUAUCAUCUAGGAAAAAGAUAACAAAGUUUCUUGAUUAGAGGAUUUUGACAAAUAUUUGGUAGUAUGAUAUUGAAAUAACUGAAUAUUUUUAUUGUUUUUAAAAAUAGCACAUUAUAUGUUAAAGGAUGAAAUAACUAAAAAGAAGAAGGUUGAUGACAAAUGAGAAUUUUUUUUGGUAGGACAUAGUACUAAUGGAGAUAAUAAGAAAUAAGUUUUGUUCUGGAAAGGAUGUGGAACAAUUUUUCUCUAUACAGGAACUGAAGAAUAGAGAUGAAAUGAAAAUAAGAAUAGAUUGAGGUUGAGAAACCAUUUGUAGGUAAUUAUUUUCUGAGUGAGGUGUAAAAGAGUAGUGUUUGGGGAAUAUGAGAAGAUUGAUAGGGUAUGUGGAAUGGAAUGAGGUUAGGUGGAAAGGUAGAAUAUUAACAUAAAAAGACAAAAGGAGGUUGAAUAAAUUUAUAAUGGUGCCUACUUGUAUAAUAUUUUCAAUUUGUCUCAGUAAGUCCAGCAGAAUCUUUUUCUUACUCUGGUCAAACUUGUCUGUCCGGACGGGCAAAGAGGAGAGUCAAAACCCAGAGUUCUUUGAAACUAUGUCUAUUUACAUAACAGGUUUCUCUCAUUGCUUUCUUGAUUAUAAUGUUAUUUUCUGAUCUUUCUGUAAUUAAUGUAUUUCACAAAGUUUUUGCACCACUGAAAGCAUUCUUUCUUGUUUUUGCAUCAUCUUUUAAGAAAUUUGGGUGCAAGGUGACUAGCUUUGUGUAAUUAUUCUGUCCUUUAGUCCAGUCCUUAGUGAAUAAAGAAUAAACUUCGUUUUAAUUGCAAGUAACUUAGAAUCAUUUGAAAUAUCAGGGGAUAUUGUACUUUUUAAAUUCUGAAUUGUUGAUAAAACAAAACAUUGAAAUGUAUAUAUAUAUUUUUUGCCAGUUACUGUUUUAGAAAAUACUCUUUAUUUGAACAGUAGGAUGUAGUCUCAAUGAGACUAUUUGCAGUACUUGUUCCUGUACUGAGAGUUAGAAUUUUGUGUUCUAAAAGAUGUAUGUAAUGAAUGUGUUUGUUAAGUCUUUCUUUUUUGAGCGUCAGCAAUGUUUAAUAUGACUUGUAAAUGUUUCACGUCUUUUA
Marmota monax (woodchuck) is the source of this 7967-nucleotide messenger RNA. RefSeq names its product translation machinery-associated protein 7-like. The transcript has a single exon. Lineage: Eukaryota; Metazoa; Chordata; Mammalia; Rodentia; Sciuridae. The record is from RefSeq and is a predicted model, not a curated record. Bases 5270 to 5464 code for a protein of 64 amino acids.